Messenger RNA from Nelumbo nucifera (sacred lotus), 2122 nucleotides. It is a transcript of the gene SUB1, whose product is annotated as calcium ion binding protein. The record is from RefSeq and is a predicted model, not a curated record. Lineage: Eukaryota; Viridiplantae; Streptophyta; Magnoliopsida; Proteales; Nelumbonaceae. Gene Ontology annotation, cellular component: Golgi apparatus.
UCAAAGUCAAAACAUUUAGCAAAAAUCCAACUGUACUCUCACCCUCUCGUCCCUGCUCUACUGCCUUUUUUAUUCUUUUCAAAAAGAUAAAGAGAACCACGGAGUAGUAACUCGGAGCUCUCUCUCUCUCUUCAUAAUCGAUUGCAUCGACAGAUCGAAGAUCUCUUCCGAGAUUCUGGAAUUAGGGUUCUCAGAAACCCAAUAAAUGAAAGAAGCGAGCCCGACAGAGCCAAUAGGGCAGAACCUUAUCAAACUCAUCAGCAAUGUCUGCUUCUCCGUCUUCGUCUUCUCCGUCCUUAUAUUUACUGUAAUUGCGAUUACCUACCAACCUCCCGAUCCAUGGCUUCAAUCGUCCAAAGCCCUUACCAGGGUUUUCACAGAAGUUGAGAACGCUACUUUCAAAAUCGACGGUUCCGUCCUCCCAACCGGCGAGGAUGUCGGCAUUGCCCCUGUCGUAUCACCAUCCGCCGUUGUUCAGAUCACCGAAGCCUCAAUUGAGAAAUCUGAAGAGAAAAUGGUGAACUUGAGUUCUCUUCCAAGCUGCGACGAAUCUCUGAAGACUGUCAAUUGUUCUGAUCCGCGUGUCCUGAUUGCCAUAGAGAAGUUUAAUCUUAAGAUCUUCAAAUCGAUCGUGUUCUUGGAAUAUCAGACGCCAGUAAAUGGAUCGAAACCGAAUGAAUGUGAUGUGGCCUGGAAGUUUCGGAACAAGAAGGAGAAGUCUUGGCGCAAGUACAGGGAUUUCAGGAGGUUUAGGAUCGGUAUCGGAGAGAAUUGUAGCUACAGAGUUACCGGUGCCAAUGGCUGGCAUUCGGGGAUAAACGCUAGGCGGCCAAGGCCUAAAUUGAAUUCGACAAAGAGCACAGGAGCUCCCAAGGCUUCUUUGGCUAUUCGCGAUGAUGAGAUCAAUGACACUAUCCCUACUGUUGGAUCGGAGGCUGCUUUCAGGAAGGGGAGGUAUCUGUACUAUUCGCGUGGGGGGGAUUACUGUAAAGGAAUGAAUCACUUCCUCUGGAGUUUCUUGUGUGGUCUUGGAGAGGCACAGUUUCUGAACAGAACAUUUGUUAUGGAUCUGAGUAUGUGCUUGGCCGCAACCUAUAAUCCGAGUAACAAGGAUGAGGAAGGAAAGGAUUUCCGGUACUACUUUGAUUUUGAGCAUCUUAAGGAGACGGCUUCAAUUGUGGAGGAAGGAGAGUUUCUGAAGGAUUGGAAGAAAUGGGAUAAGACCCAUAAGAAGAAGAUCCCCAUUAGGAAGGUUGCAAGCUACAAGGUUACAUCAAUGCAACUUAAAAGGGAUAAGAGCACAAUUAUAUGGCGGCAAUUCGAUGCACCGGAGCCGGAGAAUUACUGGUACAGAGUCUGUGAAGGGCAGGCUGCAAAGUAUGUGCAGAGACCCUGGCAUGCUAUAUGGAAGUCAAAGAGACUGAUGAAUAUUGUUUCUGAGAUUAGUGGGCGGAUGGACUGGGAUUUUGAUGCAGUUCAUGUUGUUCGAGGAGAAAAGGCACAGAAUAAGGAGCUCUGGCCACAUUUAGAUGGUGAUACAUCUCCAGGUGCCCUCUUAGAGAAGCUUAAAGGGAUGAUUCAGCCUUGGAGAAAUCUGUAUAUUGCUACCAAUGAACCAUUCUAUAACUAUUUUGAUAAGUUAAGGUCUCAAUACAAAGUCCAUUUGCUUGAUGAUUACAAGGAGUUAUGGGGAAAUACCAGUGAGUGGUACAAUGAGACCAAGCUCUUGAAUGACGGACGCCCUGUUGAAUUCGAUGGGUAUAUGAGAGUGGCAGUGGACACUGAGGUCCUGUACAGGGCAAAGACACGUGUAGAGACAUUCUAUAAUUUGACAAAGGAUUGCAAGGAUGGCAUCAAUACAUGCUGACCCAAGGCGGAGGCAGAACCUUUACCAGGUUGAUGUUGAGAAUGGAAUAGCUGCAAGACUUCUUGGUCAAUUGCUUGAUAAUCUACUUUUCAUUCUUUUUUUUUUUUUUUUGAGGUAAGAAUACUGCAAAGAUCUUUUCAGGCCUGUUGUUUUGUUGUUCUUCUAUUAUAUUCAUUUACCCCAUUGUCUACAUCAGGCUGAUUUCUGUAUGAUAUAUUCAACAAUUUUUGUCAUUGAUUCCUUAUAUUUAUAUCC